Paramecium pentaurelia is the source of this 706-nucleotide messenger RNA. The record is from the annotation of a GenBank genome assembly. Lineage: Eukaryota; Ciliophora; Oligohymenophorea; Peniculida; Parameciidae.
UGAUGAGCAGACAAGGAAAUUCAUAAGAUUAUGAUUGGUUGGUUAAGGUUAUUGUGAUUGGUGAUUCAGGAGUUGGUAAGACAAAUAUCUUGUCUUAAUUUUGUGAUGCGAAGUUUUCGAUUACUCAUAUGGCCACUUUGGGAGUAGACUUUAAGAUCAAGACUAUUGAUGUAGAUGGGAAGAAGCUGAAAUUGUAAAUUUGGGAUACUGCAGGAUAGGAACGAUUCAGAAAUAUAACAAAAACAUAUUAUAAGGGAGCAUAAGGAGUAGAAAUAAUUAUUAAAUUGUAGGUGAUCUUAACAUAUAGUGUAAUAGAUAGAUAAUCGUUUUAGAAUGUGGAUGGGUGGUUAAGGGUAAGAGAAAUUAAAUUAUAAUAAGUCAAUACAAGAGAAUACAAAUUCAAGUGAUGUACAAUUGGUCUUGGUAGGUAACAAGGCUGACAUGUCUGCAGAAAGAUAGGUCACACUAGAAGAAGGCAAUAAGUUAUCAUAGCAAUACAAUAUUCCAUUCUUUGAGACUUCAGCUAAGAGUGGCAUGAAUAUCAAUGAAGCAUUCCAAAAUUUAGCUUAGAGAAUCAUUUAAACUCUUUCUAAGAUGUAAGCUAAUGAUGAGAUAAAUAAUCUCAAUUUAAAGCCCCUUUAACCAAAAGAAAAAUCUAAAACUGAGGUAUUAUAUAAAGAUUUGAUUAUUAGAGCUGUUGCUGAUA